AUGUUUCACAGAAAGUUUGAGCAUCCAAGACAUGGCUCAUUGGGUUUUCUUCCAAGGAAAAGGGCUAACAGGCAUCGUGGCAAAGUGAAGGCCUUCCCUAAGGGUGAUCCCGCUAAGCCUUGCAGAUUCACCUCCUUCUUGGGAUAUAAAGCUGGCAUGACUCACAUUCUGAGAGAAGUUGAGAAACCUGGAUCAAAGCUCCACAAGAAGGAAACAUGUGAAGCUGUGACUAUGAUUGAGACACCUCCGAUGGUAGUUGUUGGUGUGGUUGGGUACGUGAAGAGACACCACGUGGUCUGCGUACUCUAG
Thlaspi arvense is the source of this 309-nucleotide messenger RNA. NCBI's taxonomy places the organism in Eukaryota, Viridiplantae, Streptophyta, Magnoliopsida, Brassicales, Brassicaceae. The record is from the annotation of a GenBank genome assembly.